CGGUUGCUAGGGGAGGCGGCGGGCGGCCAUGGCGGCGGCCGCAGAAAUUAUUUCCUUGGAAGAAGCCAAUUUUGUUAUUUCAGGAUGUUAUUGGUAGAUAAAAGACUUCAAAACUUGCAGAUCUACAAACUUCUCCAGUGUGUUCACCAGAAAGACAGGAAGCAAAUAGAAAAGCUGAUCAAGCUUGGAAUUCCAGAUCUCAUUAAUUUCACAGAGCCUGUGGAUGGAUACAGUGCCCUUCACUUGGCCUGCAUUAAAAAUGACACCAACAUGUGCAGCUUCCUGCUAGAACAUGGAGCUCAUCCAGAUGUCCAGGAUAAAAUGGGAUGUACUCCAGCGAUGAAGGCAGCUGAGCUAGGACAUGACUUGGUUUUGGACUUAUUAGUAAAAGCUCAAGCAGACAUGACUGUUGUUGAUAAUGAAGGAAGAAGUAUUUUGUUUUACAGCAUUUUACCUACAAGACGGCACUGCCGCUGCACUCAGAUUGCCUUGGAAUAUGGUGCAGAUGUUAACAACAGCACUACUGAGGGGAAGCCUGUAUUUGUACAAGCCUGUGAGCAAGCCCAAGGGAUUAAAGAAAUAUGCCUGAAUUUUUUGGAAAGAGGAGCAGAUCCCAAUGCAAUAAACCCAGCUACGGGUCGCACAGCCUUAAUGGAAGCAGCAAGAGAAGGUGUUCUUGAGUUGGUGCGUGGUAUACUUGAGAGAGGAGGAGAUGUUAAUGUAUUUGACCUUGAAAGACACAGUGCUGCACAUUUUGCAGCCAAAGGAGGCUUUUUUGAGAUUCUGAGGGUAAUUUCAGCUUAUAAUGGAGACGUGGGUCUGAUCGCUAUGAAUGGGAACACACCACUUCAUUAUGCUGCAGAGGGAGGGUUUGCAGAUUGCUGCAAAUUUAUAGGACAAAGAGGCUGUGAUCCUACAUGGAAGAACUUAUUAACAAAGACCCCAAGAGUCAUUGCCAAGGAAGGUGGUUUUAAAGCAGCAACAAAAGAAUUGCGUAAAAUUGAAAAAAUCUUUGCUAAACGUUCCAAGCCUGGAGCAAAGGAUGACAAUCCCUGCUGGGCACUGAAGUUAUACGACUGGUCCUUGGAACAUCAGGCUGCCCUCCAUGAGGCGUUUGAGAUAUUCAACCAGGGAGAUGGAACAGUAACUAAAGAUGAUUUUAUAUCAAUUAUUCGGAAACGGUGUGCCUUUGUAGAUGAUGAACAAAUACAAACUGUUGCAGAAAAGCAUGAAAUAUCUCAUGGUGCAGGAAUCAGCAUUGAAGAAUUUUUUAAAGGCUCCAAAUACUUGCAAAAAGCCUAUCUCAUCACAUCUUUUGGACCCAAAAAGAAGAAAGGGAAGAAAGCAAAAGGCAAGAAAGGCGUCACAAUCCCAGUGCCGAUUUGCGUCAUUCCAGAGAGCACAUGUCCACGUAGAGAAGAUGGCCUCCCUGCGUACAUGAUUGAGGCUUUUCAGAACGUCACUGAUAGCAACCGUUUUACCCAGUACCACCCAUCUACCCAUCCUGUGCAUGAUGACCGUGCAUGGUAUAUAGAUGAACCAAGGAAAAUGUACAUGAAUAUUAACUACCUUGUCAGAGCAGGAGACAUUCUGUCUCUCAAGAAGGCAUUUGAGGAGGGUGUGCCAAUAGAUGUAAGAGAUAAAUAUUAUAAGACACCUUUAAUGGCUGCAUGUGCAAGUGGGAACAUAGGUGCUGUGAAGUAUCUUUUGGAAAAGGGGGCUGAUGUAAAUGCAAGGGACAAUUUCAUGUGGACUCCUCUCCAUCAUGCAUGCCAUGCAGGACAACUAGAUAUUGCUGAACUGAUAGUGAAAGCUGGAGGAGCAGUGGAUGCACUUGCGAUUGGCAAUUCAACUCCACUAAUGAGAGCUAUUGAGAUCUGUAGAUUGGAUAUUGUGCAGUUUUUAAUCGAUGCAGGUGCUGAUGUCCAAAUGACAAACAGAAAUGGAGAAAGUGUUGUUGAUAUUGCAAAAGCAUUUGCAGAUUCUAGAAUAAUUGAUCUGCUUCAAAAUAAACUGGAUCAUUUGCCAAAAGUACCAGAAAAAAAAGCAGAGAAAGGAAAGAAAGGGAAGAAGGUCGCCAAGCCAAAGUCGCCUUCUAAACCGAAGCCUGUAGAGGUAGAAACUGUGAAAAAAGAGCCUUCACAGGUAUCUCUGACAGUUGUGGAAAAAUCCGUUUUUGAAGAGGGGACACAAUCCCUUAAGGACAGUGUUAUUCAUCUGCAUUCUUUGAUAACCAGUGGUGCUACUAAGAAAGUUGACAUCACGUUCAAACCCAAGAAAAUUUGGACUCCUGAAGACACAACAGAGGAGCCAAUAAGAAAGCGAGAAUUGCUCCGUGAACAUUUGGCUUUUGAUGGGGACUCUGAAAACUCUGAAAACUUCAUGACACCCUUUAAGAGGAAUUUUAUGGAAAAAGCACAUCAGCUAGAAGAAGCUACUUCAACACAUACUUUGGGGGUACAAAGAUCAAAAAGGGCUACUCCUUUGUAAGAGGGGAAUCAUGUAGCCUUUAGUAAAUGCAUUUCAGUUAUGAUAUAAAAUUGUAGCAAGUUUUUCCUCAGGCUUAGUCCUGAAAAAGAUUUAUCCUCUUGAGAUUCUGAAGUCUUGGCACUGGCUCUGUGUACUUUACGGAAUGCCUACUACUGUGGCACACAUCCUUUUUCUGCAUAAAGCUACAGCUUUAUGAGGCUAUUUUUGGUCCCAAGAUAAGACUCCUCCCUAGAAGAUGUGCUGUCUUUUACCUUUUCUGCCGAAGGGUAUUAAAAUAUAAAAAUAUGAACAUAGUAUUUCAGAAAUCUGAUAAGACACAGAGAUAUUCCUAGUUAUCUGCAACAGAGGCAAGAGAAGAUUCAGGUCUUACUACUACCAGGAUUACUACUGUCCAGUGAACAGUUUUCAUAGUCUUACAUGCUUGCAAACCUUUCUCCUCAUUCGCUGCUAAUGUAUUGCCCACUUGCACUGCUACAGCAUAACGAUUACUCAGGACCUCUACACAUUUUCAGCACACUGUACCCUAAACCUUGAAAAACACUCACAGGUUCUAUGAAUGCACAUUCUUGCGGUCAGAGCUACAUCACAGCUAAUCCAAAUCAAUACUUGCCCUCUGAAAGGAAUGAAGUCAGUGGAUGUUGUUCCUGUCUAUAAAAGGAGAUCUUUAGGGGAACAAAAUUGUGGUCUUGGGAAAUGAACUGACCAGCCUGCCUUAAUUUGGCAUGAAGAAAAGGCACUAGAAGUUCAUUGUAGGGAGUAUGAAAUGCUGAGGUUUGUGUCCAAGGAUCAGGACAAAACAGUUCUGCUGAGGAACCACAUCCCUCUUGAGUUCUGCUGAGUGAGCCUGCAAAAUAGCUGACAGCACAGAAGUGAGGUUGAAAUGGAGCUUCAAAAAGUGAAUAAGAAGUGACAAGCUUUGGGUAGGCAGAAGGCUGAAAAUAAUAGGAAUGUUUAGCUUAGAGGAAACAAGCGAGAAGUGCCAUGAGAGAUAUCUAAAGCAGCAAAGAACACAGAGAAGUGAAUUGAACAUCCAAUCUAUCCUUUCUCAAGAUAGGAUAACAUUCACAUUACUGAAGAACCUUGAAAACAACACACAGAGAUACUAAAUAAUACUAUGUAAUGUGCAAGUAGCCUGUGGAAUUCUCUGCCCAAUUAUCCCUGGAAACCCAAAAAACAAAAACAAAACUUUACGUAGAUUGUGAGAAGAAUCUAGUUAACUAAUGCAUAAGGGAUAAAAUCCCUUGUGUUUCAGGACCCCAGCUAAUUACUGCUUGCACAUGAUAAAGUUUUCUAGCAGUACAGUUCAUUGAUUGAUGUCUUGUGUCUCUUAGAAAAGGCACUGGCAUAGACAAAUAUCGGAAGUUAGAUCAGUGUUUGAUAGUACCUGUUCUUUAUUUUUAUGCUGUGAGAUUAACAAAUGUCUGGUUCAAGAGUGCAACUACCUUUGAAAAUUUGUUUAAGUUAUUAUUACUUUUUCUUUUUUAAAUUGCAAGUCAACAUCUGCAGAAUCUGAGCUUCAAGUUGAGUUCCUUUCUUCUGGUUCAUCACCACCUGUAGUAAGGAUUGCGCAGGCCAAGUGUUGCCCUAGUUGAUGUGUGACACAGCAUUUCCAUUUCUGAAUUUUCCUAGGCAUGAGAAGAGCAGAAGUGCUCUUGAUGGUGUCUUGGGGAAAAGAUUGCCCCUUCACCUUCUUAAAGAAGCUGUCUGCAUGACUCUGCAAGCAACUUUAAAAGACCCAGUGACUUCUUUUUAACUCAGGCUGCACACAGAAGUAUGGAUACCUGCUAAAUACUGCAUCUAAGACAAACGUGAAAUGGAUAUGUCCAGUAAGAUACUACUUGUAUUUUCAAAUACCAUUGCUAAACAUAUUUGUGUUAAUGUGGUUGUAGAUCAUUAAUUUAUUGAGAUAUUCUUGAAGUACCUUGUUGUAUUUUUAGUCUUAAUAUUCCAGUAUAAAGAAAGACUUUAAAGACAAAUAGGAUACCAUUUCAACAUACUGGCUGUCUUGGUAUUCUUAACAUCAGUGUCAUAUCUUCACCUGUC
Messenger RNA from Dromaius novaehollandiae (emu), 4533 nucleotides. RefSeq names its product ankyrin repeat and EF-hand domain containing 1 (gene ANKEF1). The record is from RefSeq and is a predicted model, not a curated record. Lineage: Eukaryota; Metazoa; Chordata; Aves; Casuariiformes; Dromaiidae. Gene Ontology annotation, molecular function: protein binding. The coding region runs from base 85 to 2490 and encodes 801 amino acids. The transcript is spliced from 10 exons.